GUGACUCGGGGAAGAUGGCCGCGCUGACGGCGGAGGUCUUUGCAGCUCUCCAGAGCCUGCUGAAGGCCUCCUCGAAAGAUGUUGUCAGACAGCUGUGCCAAGAGAGCUUUUCCAGUUCAGCCCUUGGCUCGAAAAAGCUCUUGGAUGUUACGUGUUCCAGCUUGUCUGUGACCCAGGAGGAGGCAGAACAAGGCUCCCCGUCUGUCCUGCAGCUGCUCCAGGCUCUGCACCGCCUCACCAGGCUAGUGGUGUUCCGUGACCUGUCCUCCGCCGAGGCGAUUCUGGCACUCUUUCCUGAAAAUUUCCACCAAAACCUCAAAAACCUGCUGACAAAAAUCAUCCUAGAACACGUAUCUACUUGGAGAGCUGAAGCCCAAACAAAUCAGAAGGCUUGCUGUGUGGAUCACACGCAUACCCACGUGCAGCCCUUGGAGCUGCCUGUCGUCGAGGAAAGGCUUAGUAACGCAGGUGGCGUGAGCACUGAGCCGAGCUGUCCCCACACAGUCUCUCUGCCGCGCCUGGUCGACCUGGACUGGAGGGUGGACAUCAAAACCUCCUCAGACAGCAUCAGCCGCAUGGCCGUCCCUACCUGCCUGCUCCAGAUGAAGAUCCAGGAAGAUCCCAGUCUGUGUGGGGAGCAGCCCUCCGUGUCAGCUGUCACUGUGGAGCUGAGUAAGGAGACCCUGGACACGAUGUUAGACGGGCUGGGCCGCAUCCGGGACCAGCUCUCCGCUGUGGCCAGCAAGUGACGCGGCCAGCCGGCCCCCAGCACACGCCGUCCUCGCAGCAGGCAGCGGUGGGGACAUGGGGGCUGCUAUCCAGAAGGCGCGGUUGGACCAGGCAGAAGCAGCCAGGCCCCGGCGCUGCUUUUUCCUCUUUCCAGAGAUGGAGCAGAAGCUGCUGAUCUCGCGAGGCUCCUGUGUGGGACUUAAUGACCCUGUGGCAGCAGGAGGGAGCGUUUGCUUGGUCAGCCGCCUCCGUCUGGCUGAUUGGAAAAUUCAGGCCCAAAGUGUGGUGCUCGUCUUAAUAAGUUCCUUUCGCUCUGAUGAGCUCAUUUCCAGCUCUGGAAUGCACGCAGGGAGUCAGGUGGGUGACACCAGCAGUUCUGCUUCUCUGUCAGAGAAGCCAGGCGGAUCCCACAGGGCAGGGCCCCCUCUGCGUGCCUGCCUGCCCUGAGCCCAGAGCCUGCCCGAGCUCCCUCAGCCCUGCUGGACCACCUGGCAGCGAAGGAAGUCUGAAAUGGGAACUCAUUUCCUUCUCAUUGGAGCCAGAGGCCCCUUCCUUGAUGUAAUGCAGCCACUCAGGGUGAAGAAGUAGGAGUGAUUGGAAAUAAAUAACAGUUCUAAAAACUUCAUGAUUCCGGUCACGCUUCUGUAGCUUCUGUCCUUAGCCCGAGUCGUUUCCUUAGGCCCGUGCUGCCUCUCGUUUGUAAAGGCGACCCCAGCUUCCUCGUUCCUAGCUCAGCUCAUCAGCACGGGAUGACCUGAAACCGGGCCUGUGAACCGGCCCACCUUCCAUGUAUCCGUCCGUCACGUAGAGCAAAAGCAAGCACUGCUGACAUCAGCAGGUGCUUGUCGCGAGAGCUGUGAUGAAAGCGCUCUUCGAGGAGUUUAACCAGACGGAACCGUCUGUCACGGGCCUGACAAGUCCCAGGGGCUCAGUGUAAGGUGUUCCCCCUUCCUCCUCCAGAUCACCCAGUGGCAAGAGCCUGCCUGCUCUGAGCGCAUUGUUUGGCGGCUUCUCAG
Messenger RNA from Globicephala melas (long-finned pilot whale), 1745 nucleotides. RefSeq names its product COMM domain containing 9 (gene COMMD9). The record is from RefSeq and is a predicted model, not a curated record. NCBI's taxonomy places the organism in Eukaryota, Metazoa, Chordata, Mammalia, Artiodactyla, Delphinidae.